Molecule: messenger RNA, 1368 nt
Organism: Grus americana (Whooping crane)
Lineage: Eukaryota; Metazoa; Chordata; Aves; Gruiformes; Gruidae
Gene: PCNA
Product: proliferating cell nuclear antigen
Exons: 6
Coding region: 90-878 (262 amino acids)
Biological process (GO): leading strand elongation; regulation of DNA replication; translesion synthesis
Cellular component (GO): PCNA complex
Molecular function (GO): DNA polymerase processivity factor activity; DNA binding
Source: RefSeq, a predicted model, not a curated record
GGUAUAAAAGGGGCGCUUGGCGGGCCGCGGCUGUUGGCGGCUAAGGAAAGUCGGUCGGUUUGUGCGUGCUGCCGCUCGCUGCCGCCAGGAUGUUCGAGGCGCGGCUGGUGCAGGGCUCGGUGCUCAAGCGGGUGCUGGAGGCCCUCAAGGACCUCAUCACCGAGGCCUGCUGGGACCUGGGCUCGGGCGGCAUCAGCCUGCAGAGCAUGGACUCCUCGCACGUCUCCCUGGUGCAGCUCACGCUGCGCUCCGAGGGCUUCGACACCUACCGCUGCGACCGCAACAUCGCCAUGGGCGUCAACCUUUCCAGCAUGUCCAAAAUACUGAAGUGUGCUGGAAACGAAGACAUCAUAACUCUCCGAGCAGAAGACAAUGCAGAUACAUUGGCUCUAGUGUUUGAAGCACCAAAUCAGGAAAAGGUUUCUGAUUAUGAGAUGAAGCUCAUGGAUCUUGAUGUGGAGCAGCUUGGAAUUCCAGAACAAGAAUAUAGUUGUGUGGUAAAAAUGCCUUCUGCUGAAUUUGCACGCAUCUGUAGAGAUCUCAGCCACAUUGGUGAUGCAGUUGUCAUCUCCUGUGCAAAAGAUGGUGUGAAAUUUUCAGCUAAUGGAGAGCUGGGCAAUGGGAAUAUCAAGCUGUCACAGACCAGCAAUGUGGAUAAAGAGGAGGAAGCUGUUACAAUAGAGAUGAACGAGCCAGUCCAAUUGACCUUUGCUCUGAGGUACCUGAACUUUUUUACCAAAGCCACUCCCCUGUCACCUACAGUAACCCUCAGCAUGUCCGCAGAUGUUCCUCUUGUUGUGGAGUACAAGAUUGCUGAUAUGGGACACUUAAAAUACUACCUGGCUCCAAAGAUUGAAGAUCAACAAGAAGGCUCUUAAUUGGAGUAGGACUGAGGGGGAGAUCUGGUCCUCCUUUGGGGAAGACAACUGAUGUUGAGAAGGAAAUGGUGGUGGUAGCAGUUUCAGUGCAUUGGAGCAUCAUAUGAGCACUGUUAGGCAUGUUGUGUAGAUAACUUUGUAAAUAUUUUUCAACUUACUACUUUGCUAUACUGGUGUCAUUGGAAAUAGGAAAUUUUGUUUAUUCUAGUCGAUUCCUGUGCUUCCAGUAAUCUCUUAGGUGCUGUCUUAAGGUGAAAUAUCUUACUCCUUUCAACUUGAGUUAGAGAAGGGGUGCAAUAUUUAACUUGAGUAAUGACAAUGUUUCCUAGAGGUUCCCCUGUGGAACUGUAGUUGACUAGGGUUGCUGUUCAACUAUGCCAUGAGUUUGUUUGCCCUUACUCCAUCCAUUUAUUUUUGAAGCUGGUAUUCUAACUGAAACUUGGAAAAUGGAAAUAAAGAAUAUAAUUUCAUGGGUUUUACCCUGUUAAAA